AUGGAGAAGUUCUUGCAGCGAAGGACAGUCAAACCCACGAGUCAGGCCCUAGAAGUCUCACACCCCAUACUGGCAAUCGCCAUGACACGCACCACAACUGCCCUCGUCGUGCCUGAGCUCAACGGCAAGUUUCAGCUGCGAGAGGUCCAACUCGAUGACAUGCAGCCGGACGAAGUGCUGGUCGAGAUCCACGCCUCGGGACUCUGCCAUACUGACCUGUCGUUUGCGACGGGCGUGCUCCCCUGCGAACCCAACGCCGUGCUCGGCCACGAAGGCGCCGGCGUGGUCCUCGCCGCCGGAUCCGCCGUGCAGCACGUCAGCGCAGGCGACAAGGUCCUCCUCUCCUUCUCGUACUGCGAGGCCUGCGCGGCCUGCACCUCGGGCCACCCGGCCUACUGCCACGGCUUCAACGCGCGCAACUUUGGCGGCCGCCGGCCCGACGGCACGCCCUCGCUUUUUGCAUCCGCGUCCGUACCCGCUCCGGGGGAGCAGGCGGGUGCAGGUGAGGGGACUGCCGGCAAGGGUUUGUUCAGCGCUUUCUUUGGGCAGUCGUCCUUUGCGAGGCACACCCUGGCGCAUCGGUCGACGGUGGUGAGGGUGCCGCCGGAGACGGACCUGGCGUUGUAUGCGCCGCUGGGGUGUGGCAUGCAGACGGGUGCCGGGGCGAUUCUCAACUCGCUUGGGGUGAGGCCGGGGAGUUCAGUGGCUGUGUUUGGGGUGGGGUCUGUUGGGAUGGCGGCAGUGAUGGCGGCGGCGAAGAUUGCGGGGGCUGGGGUGGUGGUGGCGGUGGAUUUGCAGCAGUCGAGGUUGGAGUUGGCUAUGAAGCUGGGGGCCACGCAUGCGGUGCUGGGGUCGGAGAAGGAUGUCGUGGGGAGGAUUAGGGAGAUUUGUCCGCCGCUUGGGGUGGACUAUGCGGUGGAUUGUACCGGGGUGCCGGCGGUGAUCCGGACGAUGAUAGAUUCUCUGGGGACGAGAGGGCGGGGGGCGACAGUUGGGGCCCCCGGGUUUGGGAAGUGCGUGAGCGUGGACGUGAUGGAGCAUCUGACGUACGGGAAGGAGUAUGUUGGAUGUGUAGAGGGAGAUAGCUUACCGGAAAAGUUCAUCCCCUACCUGAUGGACGUACACAGGAAGGGGCAGUUCCCCCUGGAGGAAUUUGUCCGCUACUACGAUUUUCAAGAUCACGAGAAGGCCAUUGAAGAUACCCAUUCCGGGGAGGUCAUUAAGGCUGUUCUCAGAUGGAAAUCAUAG
Molecule: messenger RNA, 1248 nt
Organism: Chaetomium globosum CBS 148.51
Lineage: Eukaryota; Fungi; Ascomycota; Sordariomycetes; Sordariales; Chaetomiaceae
Exons: 4
Coding region: 1-1248 (415 amino acids)
Molecular function (GO): oxidoreductase activity; zinc ion binding
Source: RefSeq, a predicted model, not a curated record